Malassezia restricta is the source of this 1287-nucleotide messenger RNA. RefSeq names its product endoplasmic reticulum-golgi intermediate compartment protein 3. Bases 1 to 1287 code for a protein of 428 amino acids. The record is from RefSeq and is a predicted model, not a curated record. NCBI's taxonomy places the organism in Eukaryota, Fungi, Basidiomycota, Malasseziomycetes, Malasseziales, Malasseziaceae. Gene Ontology annotation, cellular component: COPII-coated ER to Golgi transport vesicle; Golgi membrane; endoplasmic reticulum. Gene Ontology annotation, biological process: endoplasmic reticulum to Golgi vesicle-mediated transport; retrograde vesicle-mediated transport, Golgi to endoplasmic reticulum. The transcript has a single exon.
AUGGGACCUGGCGGACUGUUUGGGCAGCUGCGCGGGAUCGAUGCGUUCGGGCGCAUGUCGGAAGACGUGCGCAUUCGCACGAAUGCCGGUGCGCUGAUUACGCUGGCCAGUGGUCUGCUGAUCUUGGUGCUGAUCGUGAGCGAAAUCCUCGACUAUCGCCGGGUGCAGACCAGUCCGCGUCUCGAGGUCGAUCUCGGACGUGGCGAGCGUCUCGCCGUGCAGUUCAACGUGACGUUCCCUCGCAUCCCAUGCUACCUGCUUUCGCUGGACGUUGUGGACGUCGUGGGCGAAAACCAGGUCGACGUGCACCACGAUAUCGAGCGUCGUCGUCUGGACGAACAGGGCCGGCCCGUGUCGCAGGACAUUAUCCGCGCGCUCGAGAGUGAGGCCAAGCAGAUUGUCGCAGAGCGCGGUCCGGACUACUGUGGUGACUGUUACGGUGCCGAGCCGCCCGAGAGCGGCUGCUGUAACACGUGUGACGAAGUGCGUGAAGCCUACCUCAUGCAAAACUGGUCCUUCACGUCUCCCGACGACAUUGAGCAGUGCCGGCAAGAGCACUGGUCCGAACAUGUGCGCGAGCAGAACCACGAGGGCUGCAACAUCGCCGGCGAGGUGCGUGUGAACAAGGUCGUGGGCAACCUGCACUUCAGCCCAGGCCGCACCUUCCAGCGCAACGACAUUCAUACACACGAUCUCGUGCCGUACUUGCACGGCGUCGGCGAGAGCGUGCACCACUUUGGGCACAAGAUCCACCGCUUGAGCUUCGGCAUGCACGACGAAUUCGCGAUCGAGCGCACGUCCCGCGGCAAGCGCUGGGGCCCGCUCAAGCGCCAGCUCGGCAUCGUCGACGCGCUGGAAAACCACGUCGGCAAGACGGAUAACAGCGACGUCAUGUUUCAAUACUUCCUCAAAGUCGUGCCUGUAGAGGUACACAAGCUGAAUGGUCGGCAGAUGAGCACGUACCAGUACAGCGCGACGUCGUACGAUCGCGACCUCGACGACUAUGAUCGCGGGGAGCGGUCCGGUCAUAUCGUGCGCAGCAUCGAGGGCAUCCCCGGUGUGUUUUUCAACUACGAGAUCUCGCCCCUGCGGGUCGUCCAGACCGAAUGGCACCACUCGGUGUGGCACCUCGUGUCCAAUCUGUUUGCCCUCAUCGGUGGUAUCGUGACCGUCGCGGGUCUCAUCGACGGCGCCAUUUACCGCGCGCGGCGCACGUUCCGCAUCGUGAGCCAGGGGGGAUACUCGGACGACGCAGACGGUCUUGGUAUGGACGCCAAAUUGCUAUAG